AUGCGUACAGUGCGAUGGACGUGUAAUCUCUCCAGACAAAACGGAUGUUUCACUUCUCCCACUGAUAUGCCUCUUGGAUGCUCGAAAAACAGUAGAGGAAGUGCUUUCUGUAUUUGCAACAACACGGAUUACUGUAAUGAGAUUCAAAAUGUGAACAACGAAAGAGAGUUGGCAUACUUGACUUGUUUUAAGAAGGAAAACUCUCCCUGGGCAACUACAGAAGACUGUGUUCAUCCAUUCUGUUAUAAGAAGUCUUCUAGUUACGAUGAUGAAGUUGGCUACUGCACUUCACAGGAAAGAGAAAUGGAGAUGUAUGAUGUUGGAUUUGUUCAAACUGAAAUGUUUCUGCCAUUAGGUUCAUGCUAUGCAAUAGCAGAUGACUCUCGUUCUGAUAAAACGCAGCAUUGUGUUUAUAAAACAAACAAAACAACUCCAUUCAAGCAGAAAGUGCCGGGUAGCGUUAAGUGUUUCGCGCCAGCUGAUUCGAAAGAGAGAAUGAAAAAUUCUACAUGCGUCGGUCAAUUCUGCUUCUCCGCGAAUUCUGCUUAUGGAUGCAUAUCGCAAUUCAAUAGGGAGGGACCAGUGUUGAAGGUCGGCUUACACCGUCUUACGCCGUUUUUAACACCAUUCCAAAUAUGCGAUAGCGAUUUUUGCAACAAUCAAACGAUUCCUGAUGACGAAGAAAACAGGUAUAAGUACCCAACCAGGUAUGUUUGGAGCUCCGGAAGACGUCAGAGUUUCAUUGGGAUCCUCGUGAUAUAUCUCACGAGCUUCUUCAUUGGGCUUCAUGCUUGA
This is a messenger RNA of Caenorhabditis briggsae, 795 nucleotides long. The record is from RefSeq and is a predicted model, not a curated record. The coding region runs from base 1 to 795 and encodes 264 amino acids. NCBI's taxonomy places the organism in Eukaryota, Metazoa, Nematoda, Chromadorea, Rhabditida, Rhabditidae. The transcript is spliced from 9 exons.